AUGUCGACUGCAAUAAACAACGCCGGUAACCCUUUGGAGCACCACUCCACUCCCAAGCGGAUCAAUGUGGGUAUCAUCAAUAUUCCUCUAAAUUGUCUGAAAGAACUGUAUCCCGACAUUCAACGCUUCACAGCUAUAGCUGUCGUGUUUUCCUACCACCCCGAUAGCCUAUCCAAGCCAGGAGGAGGAACUCCAGAUAAGUAUCAUCCAUUCCGCGGCCCGAGAAAGCGGGGAGGAGAUGCAAAUCUGGCCUUCAAGAUUUGGUAG
Penicillium concentricum is the source of this 267-nucleotide messenger RNA. RefSeq lists its product as uncharacterized. The coding region runs from base 1 to 267 and encodes 88 amino acids. NCBI's taxonomy places the organism in Eukaryota, Fungi, Ascomycota, Eurotiomycetes, Eurotiales, Aspergillaceae. The record is from RefSeq and is a predicted model, not a curated record. The transcript has a single exon.